This is a messenger RNA of Ostreococcus lucimarinus CCE9901, 828 nucleotides long. RefSeq lists its product with no specific name. The transcript has 2 exons. NCBI's taxonomy places the organism in Eukaryota, Viridiplantae, Chlorophyta, Mamiellophyceae, Mamiellales, Bathycoccaceae. Bases 1 to 828 code for a protein of 275 amino acids. Gene Ontology annotation, biological process: RNA (guanine-N7)-methylation; tRNA methylation. Gene Ontology annotation, cellular component: tRNA methyltransferase complex. Gene Ontology annotation, molecular function: tRNA (guanine(46)-N7)-methyltransferase activity. The record is from RefSeq and is a predicted model, not a curated record.
AUGGCGACGCCGGCGUCCACCGUCGCGGGCACGCGCGUGGUGAAGAUCGGGGACGCGUCGCUCGAGGUGCCCUCGUUCGUGAGCGCGUCGAACGUCGGGACGAGCGCGCCGCGAAAGAAGCAUUUUCGUCAGCGCGCGCACUGUAAUCCGUUGAACGAUGGGUACUAUUACGCGCCCGUGGGACCGUGGGAGAUCGACUGGCGCGAGCACUACGAGGAAUUUUUCGCGAAGCGGGACGGCGACGGCGACGCGGGAAGUCUGAAGAUACGCUUCGCGGACGUCGGAUGUGGGUUCGGAGGGAUGCUCGUGCGACUGGCGGAGGUGUUUCCGGAAAAGUUGAUGCUCGGGAUGGAGAUACGGGACAAGGUGAGCGAGUACGUGCGCGAGCGGUGCGCGGCGUUGCGCAAGGACCACCCGGGUAAGUACUGGAACAUUUCGUGCGUGCGGGCGAACGCGAUGAAAAAUUUGCCGCAAUAUUUCGAAAAGGGGCAAUUGGAGAAGCUCUUCUUUUUGUUUCCCGAUCCACACUUCAAGGCGGCGAAUCAUAGGCGAAGAAUCGUGACGACGACGUUACUCGCCGAGUACGCGUACGUGCUCGCCGAGGGCGGAAUUUUGUACACCAUCACCGACGUCGAGGAACUCGGUAAAUGGAUGUCCGAUCACAUGUCCGCGCAUCCAAUGUUUGAACGCGUGCCCGAGGCUGAGCUCACGAAAGAUCCCGUGGUGCCGCUCCUUUACACGGGCACCGAGGAAGGGCAAAAAGUUGAGCGAAACUCGGGUUCGACGUUUCUCAACGUCUUCAGGCGCGUCGCCAACCCGAACCAUUAG